Messenger RNA from Ruditapes philippinarum (Manila clam), 2508 nucleotides. Its product is annotated as PHD finger protein 10-like. Gene Ontology annotation, cellular component: npBAF complex. The transcript is spliced from 14 exons. The coding region runs from base 1 to 1710 and encodes 569 amino acids. NCBI's taxonomy places the organism in Eukaryota, Metazoa, Mollusca, Bivalvia, Venerida, Veneridae. The record is from RefSeq and is a predicted model, not a curated record.
AUGGAAGCCCAAUGGGUACUUUUGGAUGGCAAUCGGGAAAGUACCGCCCCAGUUAAGCGGCUAUUUAGGAGAGGAACGUUACAAAUAGCUGCUGAAGAUGCAAGUGAACACGGGCAUGGUAUUACAGCCGCAGAUAUAUUUGAGUACCAGUGGCCACUAGAGAAAGAUUCUGAGUAUUUCAUGCUCCAAGAACAAAUCUCUAUGUAUCUAGAUGUUAAAUCAUUCAAGAGAAAAUAUCCAGAUUUAUUCCGGCGAGUAUGUGACAAACAAGAAAAAGACUUUCUACGAAACAAAGGAGUAGUGUCUGAAACACAGAGUGAUUUGGGUUUGACAGCUUUGAAAGCAGAUGAAGUGCAUGAUCUGAUGAGUCGAGAUUAUCCAGCAAAAUACAAGGAAUUUUUGAAAAUUUUGCGUGAAAGAGAAAAGCAGAAAAUUGCAGAUAAGAUGAAGGAAUUUCAUUCAUUAAAACUGGAGAAAGAUAAAAUGGUAGAAUAUACAAAGAAAGCAAUGAGAUCUGUAUCCGAGUGGAACAGAAGUCUACUGAAAAAGAAAAAUGAAGAGAGAAAAGCCUACUUUGAUAUGCAGACAUUUACAAUACAGUACCCUAAGAGCAAAUUUAAAAAGUUGGACCAGACACAGACACAAGUUACAGCUUAUCCAUUGUCUCUGAUUCCAGGGCAGUUCCAAGAUCAUUAUAGAAAUACAAUAUUAAAUUCUUUUACAUCUUUCAAAACUAUAUUGGACAAGACAAUAGCCGAGUCUGAUACAGCAUUGUUUGACCCACCAAAGAAAGUGGAUGCUUCAGCAGAACAGGAAGUAGAGGAUGAUGAUGAUGACAGUCAGGUUGAUGAUAAGGGCAAUGAUUCUAGUGACAGUGAUGACAGUAGUAGUAGCAGUUCAGAUGAUGACGAUGAUGAUGACAACGAUGAUGAGGAAGAGGCUGGUGAUGAUACAAAGAAAAAGAAAGAAAAGUCAGCUAGUAGAGAAGUCAGUAAAGAAAAAUCAGCUGAGCCUGGUAUAAAACAAGAGAAUGAAUGUAGAAUAUGUAAAGAUGAAGCUCUGGAGAAACAGAAAGAAACCGAGCAUGAGGAACUGAUUGUAUGCUCGGAGUGUAAGAGCAAAGGUCAUCCUACAUGUCUAGAUCUGAAUGGUGAUAUGGUGAGAGUAAUAAAGACAUACCCCUGGCAGUGUAUGGAGUGUAAAACAUGUGUACAAUGUAUGGAUCCUUAUGAUGAGGAUAAAAUGUUGUUUUGUGACAAGUGUGACAGAGGUUAUCACACAUUCUGUGUGGGACUUAAAUCACUACCAACAGGUCAAUGGGACUGCUUCAGUUGUCGUGGUGACACAACACCUAUCAAACCACUACCAAGACCAACACCAAAGGCAAAAAGAGGUCGAAAGCCAGGGCGUCCACCAGGCAGACCGGGUAGGCCACCAGGAAGGCCACCCAAGGAUCCGAAUAAAGUUGACACGCCCAACAAAGAUCCGUACAAACGUGACACUCCAGGUCGUGACAGAAGACGAAGACUUAGGGAAGAGAGCACACAAAUAAAAGAUGAGGAAUCACAAAAUGGUGUUAAAGAUGAACCACAAAAUGGUGUUAAAGAUGAACCAACAAAUGAAACAGAAAGUGAAGAAAAUAAAGAAAUGGAAACUGAUGAUGUUGACACAAGUCAAAACUCUGAAGAACAAGAAGGAAAUGCAGAGUAGCAAUGACAUAGUGGUGAAGUGUCCAUCACUCAGUUCAUAAAUAGUGAGGACCACAAGUUUCCUCAUGUAAAUGCCAAAUCUAGUUAGUCAUGGAAAGAGGCUUGAACAUGAAUAAGUCAACUUAAAAAAUCCGUAACAAUUUAGCUUAAAUGAAUGUGUUGAAACUUUAAGUUAAUUGAUGAACAGUAUUUUGUUGUUGUUUUAAAUGUGUCUUAAAGUAAAUGAGUUUUUGAAUGAUUGUUGAAGCUGUAGUUAUGAGGUCUUUGAAUGAAAUGGGACUUGAUGAAAUUCUGUUAUCUUAAAGCAGAUGUAUUGAAAUUCUUAGAAAAGGAUGUAUCACUCAAAAUCUUGAAUAAAGAAGUAUUUUAGACGAAAAAAUGAACUAAUUUUUUUGACAUGGUGUAAUGCUGAAGGAAUUACAUAUUAAAAUAUGAAAAAUUAUUCUUAACCAGUGAGUUAUGUGAAAAUUAUGGGCUUUGAUUUAAUAUACAUUUGCUAAUCAACAGGUCAUAUAAAGCUCUUGAAAAUGGAGCUAGAUGCCAAAAUUUGUACAAUUUUAAAUGGAAUAAAUGCAGGCAAUGUAAUCAUGAGCAAAUUGAAAGGUCUGCAAUUUUUUGAUAUCAUGUAAUGAAUUACCAUUAAGCCAUAGUGAGUUUUCUAUUUAUAGUUGUAUAAUUCAAUGCUUUUACAAUUUUGCAAUGUUGUAUUAUUUAUGUUUUGAGUUGUUGUAAGUUUUGUAUACCGAAUGUGUUCAGAAAAUAAAUGUACUGGUGAUUGAUAUAUGUUGCUCUCAGAUAA